Messenger RNA from Trifolium pratense (red clover), 1339 nucleotides. RefSeq names its product ethylene-responsive transcription factor-like protein At4g13040. Gene Ontology annotation, molecular function: DNA binding; DNA-binding transcription factor activity. NCBI's taxonomy places the organism in Eukaryota, Viridiplantae, Streptophyta, Magnoliopsida, Fabales, Fabaceae. Gene Ontology annotation, biological process: regulation of DNA-templated transcription. The record is from RefSeq and is a predicted model, not a curated record. The coding region runs from base 415 to 1143 and encodes 242 amino acids. The transcript is spliced from 7 exons.
GUUUUUGGUUCUUUCAUGGUGCAUUUUGCGUUGACGCCUUAAAAACUUAGUCUUUUUCUUGUUUUGUUUUUUGGGUUUGUUUUAAAUUGUUGACUUUGUGACUUUUGUAUUUUUGUUUUUGAUUAUGUGGUCAAUUGGGUUUGUCUUGGUCUUUUCUGUUACCACUUUCCAAGAAAAAAAGGUGGUGGGGUUUAUAGUGUUGACUCGCCAAAGUUGAUAUAUUUUUGAGUUCAUAUCAAGAAGGUUCCUUUGAGGGUGAAUUGUUAUCUUUUUCUGGUUUUAUCUCUAAUUUUGAUUUCUUUUGUUGGGAAUAAUCAUAUGCAAAUUAUAUGUUAGGUACUCUACCUUUUGUAUUGAAGGGAAAUUGGUAUCAUAAGUAAACCGCUGUGCACUUAUAAUCGACCGGAAGUAACAAUGGUAAGCUUGAGAAGGCGCAGACUUUUGGGAUUAUGCUCAGGAAAUAAUUCAUUUGUCACUCCACUUCCUCUAUACUGUGAAAAUCUAGCCCGUUUUGAAAAUUCAAGUCAGAAUGCUAAUCCUAAAAGUGAACAAUCUGUGGUUUCGGAUAUCGUGAGCGUCGUCUUGGACAGUACAGGGACACAGACUUCCCAAAAUACCGUUGUGAAAGAUGAAUCAGGAUCAUCGGAUGUAUCUGGUUCUAGCCCGUCUAAAGAGCAGCCUAGUCAACAAAGCAUAGGGCCUCCUGUUAAACGUAGAAAGCGACAUUCAAGAAAACAUAGAGAGAAUCAAGAACCAUGCUUAAUGAGAGGGGUGUAUUUCAAAAAUAUGAAGUGGCAAGCAGCAAUAAAAGUGGACAAGAAACAGAUCCACCUAGGGACCUUUGCGUCACAGGAAGAAGCUGCUCGAUUGUAUGACAGGGCUGCUUUCAUGUGUGGGAGGGAACCAAAUUUUGAGCUUUCCGAAGAACAAAAGCGCGAAUUGAGUAAGUUCAAAUGGGAAGAAUUCUUGACGAUGACACGACAGACAAUAACCUGCAAAAAACACAAGAAAAGUCGUAGUCCAGGACUGGUAGAAGUCGAACCUUCGUCGAAUGGAGUUGAUUGUGGCGGUAAGCAAGUAGUGACUGACUUCUCCGUCAGUGGUGAAGCGGAGCAAGAAAUAGAUGUCUCUAGAAAUUUAUGAUUCAAGAGUGGAGCUUGAGGAGGAAACUUCCAGUUCUAACAGUUCAUUUUUUGCUAUCGGAUCAAUUUUCAAUUAUAUUAUUCUUAACUUAUCAAAAUGCUACCGCUUAAACAAAUAAGUAGCAUAUAGAAUAGAACCGGUUCAUGAUGCUAUUAUUUCUUUUAUAUCUGGUUAUAUAUAUAUUUUUUGUCGAUAA